Messenger RNA from Somion occarium, 853 nucleotides. NCBI's taxonomy places the organism in Eukaryota, Fungi, Basidiomycota, Agaricomycetes, Polyporales, Cerrenaceae. The record is from the annotation of a GenBank genome assembly.
ACUCCACUACUUCUUCUUCUAGUUACUCGAUCCAUUCUGCUCGCUCUUUCCCCUCUUCAAAUGCGCCUUCUUCCCCCACUCAUUCCUCUAUUGACAUGCCACCCCCCUCACCCUCAUUACCUUCCUCUCCUACAUCCGCCACCACGUCCACCACAUCACUGACACCUACGACACCCAAUGGCUUUAUGACCUCGGAUGACUACUCAACAGCGUCACAGAGGUCGUCUCCCUCACGUACAAUGAUGCUGAGUGCCAUUCCUCUUCGACAAACUAUCACGCUUGUCACACAAGACCAGAAGUCCUUCGUCUCAGCCUCGUCCUCAAAUUUACCAACUGUCUAUGAAGAUUCAGAGCGCCGAAUUGAAGACUGUGUUAUGGUCAGACGACCACUGCAAGCCGCUUAUGCUCAACGAUGGGCUGUCAGUCGGACGCGGACGAAGGCAUGGACCAGGACAGCCCGCCGACGUGCGAGGACCGCCUAGGUUAUGCUCAAGGUUUAAGACACAGGAGACAUUCCGGCUUCAAGGCUUUGCUUGACAGGGUGCGUAUAGCAUGUUCAGGGCAAUGCGGGUGACAUGCGGCGGAUUCGUGCAUGUGCUGCGGACUGAAUGGGUGAGAAGGUCAGUUGAAGGUGAGAACGAAACGGAUGGACGGAUUGAAUAUCUUUUGGUUCUGAAUACUUUGGAUAUGCUAAGAGCUUUAGGAGGAAAUCUUGUUGUACUUUUACUUAUUCUUACCUUACCAAUGACGAUGCUUGCGACUUGAUAUGCUCACUCUCCUUCCACCUUGAAGCCUUCUUAUACCCUUCGGCGGGAGAAGCUUAUCUUCUGUCCGACCUGAUUCAAAGGGCCUG